Budorcas taxicolor (takin) is the source of this 1572-nucleotide messenger RNA. Its product is annotated as cytochrome P450 4F2-like. Lineage: Eukaryota; Metazoa; Chordata; Mammalia; Artiodactyla; Bovidae. The transcript is spliced from 12 exons. The record is from RefSeq and is a predicted model, not a curated record. Gene Ontology annotation, molecular function: iron ion binding; heme binding; oxidoreductase activity, acting on paired donors, with incorporation or reduction of molecular oxygen. Bases 1 to 1572 code for a protein of 523 amino acids.
AUGCUGGAGCUGAGCCUGUCCUGGCUGGGGCUCGGGCUGGUGGCAGCCUCCCCGUGGCUGCUGCUGCUGCUGGUUGGUGCCUCCUGGAUCUUGGCCCGCGUCCUGGCCUGGACCUACACCUCCUACAACAACUCUCGGCGCCUCCGAUGUUUCCCGCAGCCCCCAAAACGCAACUGGUUCUUGGGUCACAUGGGCCAGUACCCACCCACGGAGAAGGGCAUGCGGGACUUCACCCAGCUUGUAGCCAAGUACCCCCAUGGAUUUAGGAUCUGCCUUGGCCCUGCCAUUCCCAUCAUCAUUUUCUGCCACCCUGACAUGAUCCGGACUGUCGCCAACGCCUCAGCUGCUGCUGCACCCAAGGAUGUGAUCUUCUAUGACUUUCUGAAGCCAUGGCUGGGGGAUGGGCUCCUGCUGAGUGCUGGUGACAAGUGGAGCAGGCACCGUCGCAUGCUGACACCUGCCUUUCACUUCAACAUCCUGAAGCCCUAUGUGAAGAUUUUCACCAAGAGCGCAGACAUCAUGCAUGCCAAGUGGCAGCGUCUGAUCACAGAAGGCCACACCCAUCUGGACAUGUUUGAACACAUCAGCCUCAUGACCCUGGACAGUUUGCAGAAAUGCGUCUUCAGUUAUGAUAGCAAUUGCCAAGAGAAGCCCAGUGAAUAUAUUGCCACCAUCUUGGAGCUCAGUGCACUUGUGGCAAAGCGGAACCAGCAGAUCUUCUUGCACAUGGACUCUCUGUACUUCCUCACCCCAGACUGGUGGCGCUUCCACAGGGCCUGCUGCCUGGUACACGACUUCACAGAUGCAGUCAUUCAGGAGAGGCGCCACACCCUUCCCAGUGAGGGUACUGAUGAUUUCCUUAAGGCCAAGGUGAAGACCAAGACUUUGGACUUCAUCGAUGUGCUUCUGUUGACCAAGGAUGAAGAUGGGAAGGGAUUAUCAGACGAAGAUAUCCGGGCUGAAGCUGACACCUUCAUGUUUGAGGGCCAUGACACCACAGCUAGUGGUCUCUCCUGGGUCCUGUACAACCUUGCAAAGCACCCAGAAUACCAGGAGCGCUGCCGGCAAGAAGUGCAAGACCUUCUGAGGGACCGUGAGUCUAAAGAGAUUGAGUGGGACGACCUGGCCCAGUUGCCCUUCCUGACCAUGUGCAUCAAGGAGAGUCUGCGAUUGCACCCCCCAGUCACAGUCAUCUCCCGCCGCUAUACCCAGGACACUUUGCUUCCAGAUGGCCGGGUCAUCCCUAAAGGUGUUAUCUGCCUCAUCAAUAUUGUUGGGACCCACCACAACCCAUCUGUGUGGCCAGACCCUGAGGUCUAUGACCCCUUCCGCUUCGAGCCAGAAAACAUCAAGGGGAGGUCACCUCUGGCUUUUAUUCCCUUCUCAGUGGGUCCCAGGAACUGCAUCGGGCAGACGUUUGCCAUGACAGAGAUGAAGGUGAUCCUGGCGCUCACGCUACUGCGCUUCCGCGUCCUGCCGGGUGAGGAGCCUCGCCGGAAGCCAGAGCUGAUCCUGCGCGCGGAGGGCGGACUUUGGCUGCGAGUGGAGCCUCUGAGCACAGGCCAGCAAUGA